Papilio polytes (common Mormon) is the source of this 2207-nucleotide messenger RNA. It is a transcript of the gene Smyd4-4, whose product is annotated as SET and MYND domain-containing protein 4-like. NCBI's taxonomy places the organism in Eukaryota, Metazoa, Arthropoda, Insecta, Lepidoptera, Papilionidae. Gene Ontology annotation, molecular function: protein binding. The coding region runs from base 17 to 1822 and encodes 601 amino acids. The record is from RefSeq and is a predicted model, not a curated record. The transcript has 2 exons.
AUAUACCAUUAAGACAAUGAUUAUAGAUCACUUGUAUGAAGGUAUUCUUCUAAAAUUGACGACACAGGGUAAAAUAAAAGAUAUAUCUAGUAAAUUACUAUCUUUGCAAAGCAAUGAUGAACGAGCACUGUAUGUUUACGAAUUGGUAAAGGAUUUAGAUUGCUUUCCUGCACUUAACAUAGUGAAAAAAUCAGACAAUGUGUCUACAUAUUACCGUAACCAAGGCAACAAAUGUUUCCAGUUACAUGAGAAUUUGAAAGCAUGGCAAUUCUAUAAUUUGGCUCUACUACAUGCUCCUUUUAAUUCUAGUAACUACUGCUAUGCAUUAUCAAAUAGAUCAAUUAUAUUAUUAGCUUUAAAAAAGUUUAAGGAAUGUUUAGUUGACAUAGAUAAAGUGCUCGCUCUGGAGUACCCUAAGGAAUUAUAUGAUAAAUUACUGAAAAGGAAAGAAAUGUGUAAAGAAGCCUUAUCUAAAAAUUAUAAUAAAAAUGAAGAAAGACCUGAUUUCAAUGAGUUUAUGGCUAUGAAAAGUACAAAAGAUCCUAGAUAUCUAUGUGCAAGUUCAAAGUUAGAGGUGCUGUUUACUGAACAGUUUGGUCGCCAGGUGAUUGCCAAAGAAGAUAUAAAUGUGGGUGAUGUAUUAGUUGAAGAAGAACCUUAUCUGGUAGUGCAGCUUAAAUCACAAUUCAUAUUAAGUUGCAGCUAUUGUCUUUCAAGAAAUUUAAACUUGUAUCCAUGUGAAAGUUGUUGCUAUGCUCUCUAUUGUAGCGCUGACUGUAAGGAUAAGGCUUUUAAAGAGUACCAUGCUGUAGAAUGUCAAUUAAUGGCAACAUUGUUUGCUAUGGACUUUACUAAACUGGAGUUACUAGCUCUGAGAACUGUAAUAAAGGCACGUAAUGACCAUAACAAUUGGCUGGAACUAUUUAAAACAAUUAGUGAUGCGGAAGUUAAUAUGAGCAAUGAGUUACGAGGCCAUGUGAAAUUAGAUGACAAAUGGAUAUUUGAUUCAAAACAUUAUGCUACAAUACACACUUUAGAGAGCAAUAUUGAUAAACGUUCGGUGUCUGAUAUAUUUCAGAAAUCUGUUACUGGUGCUGUAUUUUUAAAGUUUUUAAAAGAAGAUACGAAUUUUCUCCAAGUAGAUGAUAAAAAACUGUAUGAGACUGUAGUAAAGACUGUCGCAGGAAUGUUGCUCCUUCAUUUAAUGACAAGUCCUACUAAUAUGCAUGGAAUUACCUCAAGUAUGGAUACAAACGGUGUCUUUGUAAAAGAGGUGAAUCUGGCGAGUGCCCCUUAUGGCUAUCACAGCCUGUUGAACCAUUCUUGUGCUCCUAAUGUUGUGAGAUACAAUAAGUUAGGUUCCGGCAGGAUGUCCCUAAUAGCAUUACGUCCUAUCAAAAAAGGAAUGCAACUGUUUGACAACUAUGGAGCGCAUCACGCGUUGGAGCAGAGAGACGCUCGUCGGGCAAAUCUCAAGUUCCAAUACAAAUUCGACUGCAUUUGCGAAGCUUGCAUUAAUGACUGGCCUGCUUACUUGAGUAUGGGACCAUCUAUACAUGUUCCUGCAAAUUUGAAAAGUAUUAAAAAUUCUUUAAUAAGUAAAGGUGUUAUAGGUGAUUUAGAAAAAGGCAAUUCUCUUACUGCAAAAAAAGUUUUUAAAUCAUUAUGUAGUUUGUGCAAAAAUCUUGAGCCUUACGCACCCUGUGUGGAACUCUUAGAUUGUCAAGAGGCUUUGAAACAGUGCUUGGCUAUAUUCUCUGGUUUACUCUCUGAUGGUAAUGAAAUAUUGGUGCCAUGGACUGCUCUCCCUCCUAAAGAUUGAUUUAAAUAUUUUGAAUUUUUAAAAAGUCUUCCAUUAUCUAUGUCAUUUAUCUUUAUAAUCUGUACCAUUAAUGUAGAAAAAACUGCAUUAGAGAUUGUACAGAAAAAACUGUGUCCAAUAUUCAUACAUUGUUCGGCAUUAUAAUAUGCUAUUAUGUGUUAAAAGUAAAAAAAAACUACUAUUUAAAAAAAAUGUUUUUUUUACAAAGUGGUUUAACAUUUUAUUUUUAUAAAAUGACAACUCAGAUCUUAUAAUUAGCUUGAAUACGGUAAAAAAUGUUCUUUCUCUGUCGCUCUUUUAGUAUGUUCUAUGUUUCUCUCGCUUUUUUUAAAAUGCGCAAAUUUUUUUCUUAGUUAACUUGACAGUUUCAGUUUUGUCAUUUAUU